This is a messenger RNA of Struthio camelus australis, 1951 nucleotides long. The record is from RefSeq and is a predicted model, not a curated record. Lineage: Eukaryota; Metazoa; Chordata; Aves; Struthioniformes; Struthionidae.
AUGUGGUUGAAAGAAAAUGAGUUAGAGUGCUGGCAGACGGGCACGGGGAAGUCGUACCUGCUGAAGAGGAUCGUGGGCUCUCUGCCGCCCAAGAGCACCUAUGCCACGGCCAGCACGGGAGUGGCAGCUUGCCACGUCGGCGGCACCACGCUCCAUGCCUUCGCAGGGAUCGGCUCUGGGAAGGCACCGCUAGAACAAUGUAUUCAGUUGGCUGAGAGACCUGGAGUGCGUCAGCACUGGCUGGCCUGUCAGCACUUAAUUAUUGAUGAGAUCUCCAUGGUGGAUGGCAAAUUCUUUGAUAAGCUGGAGGCAGUGGCCAGGGCGGUAAGAAAACGGGAUGACCCUUUUGGAGGAAUUCAGCUAAUCAUCUGUGGGGACUUCCUACAGCUACCCCCAGUCUGUAAGGCUAAUGAAGAAACCAAGUUCUGCUUCCAGGCAAAAAGCUGGAGGAAGUGCAUCCAGAUAAACAUGGAACUGACUGAAGUGCGGAGGCAGACCGAUAGGACCUUUAUCUCACUCCUCAGUGCAGUCCGUCUAGGCAGGUGCACAGAGGAGGUUGCCAGACUGCUGAUGCAGACAGCUACCAACAGGGCUGAGCGUGAUGGGAUCCUGGCUACUCGGCUCUGCACCCAUAAGGAUGAUGUAGAACUAACUAAUGAGAGAUGCUUGCAGCAGCUGUCAGGAGAAGUACAUACUUUUGAGGCUUUGGACAGUGACCCAAUGCUGGUUAAUUUAAUUGAUGCUCAGUGUCCUGUGGGUUGCAGAGUUGAACUAAAGCUUGGAGCUCAGGUGAUGCUGGCUAAGAAUCUGGAUGUGUCACAAGGGCUGGUGAACGGGGCACGGGGAGUUGUUGUAGGGUUUGAAAGUGAACAGAAAGGACUGCCUAAGGUGAGGUUUCUCUGUGGGGUCACACAGGUCAUCAAGGUGGAGCGAUGGGUCUUCAAAGGGCCAUCUGGAGUUUAUCUGAGUCGCCAACAGCUGCCCCUAAAACUUGCAUGGGCCAUUUCCAUUCACAAGAGUCAGGGCAUGUCUUUAGACUGUGUGGAAAUCUCCCUCUCUCGUGUCUUUGAAAGUGGACAGGCUUAUGUAGCCCUUUCCCGAGCUCGAAGCCUUGCAGGUCUCCGUGUUCUUGAUUUUGACCCAAAAGUUGUGAGAGCAGAUCCUUCUGUGCUGCAUUUCUACAGACAGCUGAGAAGUCAUCAGCUUCUAAAGCAGGAUUCUCUGCACACCCAUUCAGGAGCUGAUGACAAGGAGAACUGGAAAUACAGCUGACAAUGCCCUUCUGGUCUCUGUGAGGCAUCAGCAUAGACUACUAUGUGUCAGCAGUCUCACCAUUGAGUAUAUAAAUCAUAGUGAAGUUGAAUUCUUUUUUUUUUUAAAGUUUGUUUCAUCCAGCUGACUCUGGAUAUAUAGAAGUCUCCCUGUACCAUGUCUCUGAGAGCUGGGAGGCUUCUGUAGCCCUUUGCUGGGCCUACAGUCUUGAACUUCUGGGUUUCACGUGUGACUCUAGCACAGUAACUAACUAAACAAGGAUGCAUCUGAGAGACCUUCCUAUGGGUUAUAUCCUGCUUGCCUGGAGGAAAGGCUUCAUUUUAUUCUUCACAUAUGUGGAUGGUGAAACUUGCCCGCUUUUCUUCAGCGUGUAUCCCCAGGUUGAGAGACAAAAAGUUUGUGUCCCUUUUGUCUAGAUGGAUUGGACCCGUUCAGUGGAGCUGUUGACACAAGAGGAGGCGUGUUCUGGGUACCCAGAACACAUGAUUGGCUCUCUUGCCAGCAAAGAGCUGCUAGGAGCCAGGCUAUCACUGCAUGCUAUGCUGGGGAGUUCUUGCUAAGUCUUCCAGGUGUUUGACAGCAGGAAGCUUUGUGUAAUUCAUCCAGAAGCAGAGGGCUGUACAUUGCCUGUUAUGCUGAUACAUGUCUUUGUUAACCUGAUACAUGCAAUAAUGUGUUU